AUGUCUCCAAAUUGGAGGCUGUCCUGUCGGAGCAGUCCUACGUCGCGGGCUUCAGGCCCUCCAGACAAGACCGGGAUCUCUACGAGAAGAUGCAGAAGGAAACAGGCUGCCCCACAACACCAUCUUUGGGCAGAUGGUACAGGCACAUCGAGUCCUUCUCCAAUGUGGAGCGUAUGGCGUGGCAGUAGAUCGCAGACAAAAAGCCUUAAGACCCACACGCAUGUACAGUGCACAGCGGUGUGCGGAAAAUCAUCUUCGGCAGGUCAUUUCGUGCUGCGGCGAGAUGCCAUAACGUGA
Messenger RNA from Symbiodinium sp. CCMP2456, 297 nucleotides. Lineage: Eukaryota; Dinophyceae; Suessiales; Symbiodiniaceae. The record is from the annotation of a GenBank genome assembly.